Messenger RNA from Lodderomyces margitis, 1395 nucleotides. RefSeq names its product Arp4p (gene ARP4). The transcript has a single exon. Bases 1 to 1395 code for a protein of 464 amino acids. Gene Ontology annotation, biological process: regulation of transcription by RNA polymerase II. The record is from RefSeq and is a predicted model, not a curated record. Gene Ontology annotation, cellular component: SWI/SNF complex; NuA4 histone acetyltransferase complex. Gene Ontology annotation, molecular function: chromatin binding. Lineage: Eukaryota; Fungi; Ascomycota; Pichiomycetes; Serinales; Debaryomycetaceae.
AUGUCAGCUUCAGCUAAUACAGUAUACGGUGGAGACGAAAUAAAUGCCAUUGUACUAGAUAUUGGCUCUUUCAAUAUCCGUAUAGGUUAUGCUGGUGACGAUUUCCCCAAAAUCAUAACACCUUCCUAUUAUGGACAAUUAUCCAAUGGCACCAAAGUGUUUGGCGAGGGUAUCAAUGUCCCACGUUCAGAACCAUUUGAAAUCAAACCUAUGGUUAAAGACUCUUUAGUUGUUGAUUGGAACGCUGCGAUUGAGCUUUUUGCUUAUUAUUUUAAGCAAUUGAAGAUAGUGGAAAAGGAACAACCUAUACUAAUCACUGAACCCAUAUGGAGCACUAACGAAUACAGAACGAAAUUGAUUAAUUCAAUUUACCAAAAGUUUGAAUUUCCCGGAUUGUAUUUGGCCAAAGUCCCCUCGUGUGUUAGUUUCCAACAAGGAAGAGCCAAUUGUUUAGUUGUUGAUUUGGGUCACGAAAGUGUUAGUGUUACCCCUGUUGUUGAUGGUAUCUGUCUAAUCAAAAGCUCAUUGAGAACCCCAUAUGCUGGUAAGUUUUUGAAUCUGAUUGUUGAAGAUUAUAUCGCCAAAGAAGGCAUUGCUGUCGAACCAAGUGUAUUUAUUAAAAGUAAAACGGCUACAAAAUAUCCUGAGGAGAAGGAAGCGAAAUUUGAGUUGAAGAGUAAUGUUUCCAAUGUUAGUGAGCUGUUUAAACAGUAUCAGUUAGCUAGAAUAUGGCACGAGUUUAAGGAAACUAUGUUGGAAGUGCCAUCUCAGGAGGCAAAGAAAUUACUCGCCAAUUCGGAAUCCUCCUCGUCCGAUUUACCCGAGUUUUCCAAAAGAUCAUUUGAAAUACCCACUGGUCAAUCAAUAACACUCGGUCAAGAACGAUUUGAAAUUGCCGAAACUAUAUUUGACCCCAGUUUUUAUAAAUUUGAUAAUCCAGACUUGCAACCACCACCAUCCAAUGGGGAGAUACCUGGAAUAGAAUUCAAUACAAUCAAUGAAUACCGGCCAGUGAAACGUCUUCGUAAAAACGAAGAUGGUGAAGAUGGUGAAAACAGGAAGAAUGAGGUACGCGGUGUCGCGCAAUUGGUUUCACAAGUCAUUUCAAUAAUAGAUAUAGAUUUACGAGCUUCAUUGGCAAAUAACAUCAUUGUUACCGGUGGCACAUCAUUAGUUACGUCACUUACGGAACGAUUGUACCAUGAACUACUGAACAACAACCCUGGUUUAAAGAUUAGAUUGCAUGCAGUGGGAAACUCGUUGGAAAGAAUCAACCAAUCUUGGAUUGGAGGCAGCGUAUUGUCUAGUUUGGGUACUUUUCAUCAAAUGUGGGUCAGUGAAAAGGAAUAUAAAGAGGAAGGUGCUGAAAGAAUAUUGAAUCAACGGUUCAGGUAA